Sceloporus undulatus (fence lizard) is the source of this 2965-nucleotide messenger RNA. It is a transcript of the gene ACKR5, whose product is annotated as G protein-coupled receptor 182. The record is from RefSeq and is a predicted model, not a curated record. Gene Ontology annotation, molecular function: G protein-coupled receptor activity. Gene Ontology annotation, biological process: G protein-coupled receptor signaling pathway. NCBI's taxonomy places the organism in Eukaryota, Metazoa, Chordata, Lepidosauria, Squamata, Phrynosomatidae. The transcript has 2 exons. Gene Ontology annotation, cellular component: membrane. Bases 294 to 1364 code for a protein of 356 amino acids.
UGUGGCACGCAAGAAAAGUCCCAGGAAUGGGAUCAUGUUAGACCGUUCCUUUUGUGCCAAGGCCUUGUGUUCAGGGUAACAGGUUAUGAUACUGUGCUCAUUUCCUGUGUAGAGGAGAUAGGGAAAGCACCCUCACACCAGCCUGCCCCCCAGCAGCAAACACACUUUCCUGCAAAGUCUGCACCACAGACUCAGUGAAAGUACCACACUGAGGAGACAGAAGGCAAGGAAUCCUUCACUGCAAACCUCCCGGAUCACUUUUGUUUCUCUGUAAGUUCACCUUCCCACUCAAAAUGGGGGAAACCGAGGCUCUCUCACCUUUCAAUGAGGAGUACCACAACCUGACAGAGCUCUUCCAUCUGCUCAACCACUCCUUCACCUACUGUAAUAUGGAGCUGGAUGAGAACAUAAAGCGGGUGUUCCUCUUUGUCCUCUACCUUAUCAUCUUUGUGGUGGGGCUGGUGGAAAACCUUUUGGUGAUCUGGGUGAACUGGCAAACCAGAAGCCACAAAAAUUUGGUCAACUUAUACAUCUUCAACAUGGCCAUUGCAGACUUGGGGGUGAUCCUUUCUUUACCAGUCUGGAUGCUGGAAGUCAUGCUUGAUUAUACUUGGCUCUGGGGAGACUUUCUCUGCCGCUUCACCCAUUACUUCUACUUUGCCAACAUGUACAGCAGCAUCUACUUUCUUACCUGUCUCAGUGUCGACCGCUAUGUAUCACUGACAACAUCUUCACACUUUUGGCACAAACAUCAGCAUCUUGUGCGACGCAUUGCUUGUUGUUGCAUAUGGGCCUUUGCUGCCAUUGUUCCUUUACCAGAGGUAGCGCACAUGGAAUUAACCGACACCACUGAGCCAUUCUGUUUCUUCAUGGCCCCCCUUGAGACAUACAGUGCCUGGGCCCUGACUCUCACCCUUCUAACUCUCUUCAUUGGGUUCCUCAUCCCCUUCUCUGUCAUGGCUGUCUUCAACAUAUUGACUGCCAGGCACAUCAGAAGCUCCAACAAGCCAGAGAGCAAGAAGCACUGUCUCCUCAUCUAUGCCUACAUCAUAGUCUUCCUGAUCAGUUGGCUGCCAUUCCAGCUGGUUCUGCUUUUGCUCACACUUGAAGAUACCAACAUCUUCCUCCACUGCCACUUGCUUGAGUUCCUCUACUUCUUCUAUGACAUUGUAGACUGCUUCACCCUUGUCCACUGUGUGGUCAAUCCCAUCUUAUACAACUUCCUGAGCAAAAACUUCCGAGGAAAACUCAUCUCGGCUGUGGUCAGGUACAUCCCCAAAGAUCAGAUGGAUCAGAGAGGUAGAGAGGGAUCCUCCAGCACCCAGCAUUCUAUUGUCAUCACAAAAGACAUCUCACCAAAUUAAUGCAUGCUUUGUUCUAUGGCCAGAGUUGGCCAUAUGCAGGACCCAGCAUAUUCAGAGAUUUGUCCCACUGGCAGAGGCAGAGGACCAUUAAGAUGUUCUAAUUGUUGGGAGUAUUUACUUCAAGGAAUCUAGGAAACCAUGCAGUAUGAAAUAUGGGAAGGCAUGGUCUGCUGUUCUGACAGAUCAGCUGAAUUUAACAAACUGGGUGUUAUGUUUUCAUUAACCUUCCUCCAUUUCACCUUCCCUCCAACCCCACAAAUAUGGUAAUUAAUGUUUCUGCUGCCCUGAAAUUACAGUGGUGACAAUGCAUAUUUCUGUGGCUCUCCUCUUGUCUGUGCAUUUUUGAAUGAAAAUUUCAUUCUAAAAACAAUGCCCUGUCAACAUGGACACUUCCCGAGUCUUUGGUGCAUCCAUAGUUUUCUGUGGGUUUUCUAUGUGGCCACAUCCUGGAAGAAUUUAUUCUUGAUGUUUCGCCUGCAUCUGUGGCUGGCAUCUUCAGAGAUCUGAAGCCACAGAUGCAGGCAGAACAUCAGGAAUAAAUUCUUCCAGACUUCGGGCACAUAGCCUGAAAAACCCACAGAAAACUACUGACAUGAAUUCUGGACAGGUAAGAAUCUUUGCAGUUCAGGAUUUAUUUUGUUUGAGAAACUCACAUGGGGUUAUUUGUUUGCUUCCCCACAGAAAACGCCCUUUUGUGCAAAGAAAUAAAGGGGCAAAUCAGACAGCCCCUUUGCGCUGGCUUAGGAAUGGCGUCAAAAAGCGGCAUUUAGAUAUUGCAUGCUUUGAUGUUGCCUCCAAGCAGGCAUCAUACUGGCCACCUGACCACACCACAGGUAGCUUUGUGUUGCUCCAGCAGAGCAGUGUUUAUGUACUACACGCCACAGGAGUGCCACAAAGCUGCUGCCACAGCGGAAAAGCCGGCUUUUUGCCAGCUCAAAAAGCAUAUGCCGUAUCUUUUUGUGCUGGCAAAAAGCCAGGUUGUAGCAUGCAGUUGCUGCUGUCCAAACCUGGCAUUCAAAGGGUUGGCAUCAAGCCAUCUGUUUCGGUCGUUUCCUGCACAGAAAAUCUUGCUGCUGCAGAGAAAUUUCUGUAUUCUACGCGCACACGCGCGCACACACACUGGUUUUAUUUUUCUGAUUUAAGAGUAAGUCCGGUAGUUUUCAAGUUUCCACUUUCUCAUGGUGGAAAGAACAAAAUUGUGAAAAUGUAAAUAUGUACUAGGAAAUCAAGGAUACAAAUGGUUCAGUUCCAGCAGUUUGUAUGCAAGCCUAUUAUGUGAAGCCAAUGAAAUGUGAUAGACCAGACUGUGAAUUUGUAGUGUCAAGAAAGAACAUGGCUAAGCAGCUGUGUCCUCAGGCAAUGUUGGGGCUCUGAAUUCCCUCUGAUGGGUCCCAUUGGAAGCUUUGCAUUGUUUGUAGGAGUUCCAGCCUGCCUCUCAGCCUCUACCUUUUGCAUCUGCUACUGUGAAAAAUGUUACAUCACUCCCUCCUGGAUUCCUUUCACCCUGAGUUGUGCCAUCUAGUCUUUAUUCAUCAGAGGAACAUCUACAGCAAAGUUUGCUUGUGCUACCUGGAAUUUCAAUAAAGAUGUCAGUCCUAUUA